Molecule: messenger RNA, 4975 nt
Organism: Sphaeramia orbicularis (orbiculate cardinalfish)
Lineage: Eukaryota; Metazoa; Chordata; Actinopteri; Kurtiformes; Apogonidae
Product: aggrecan core protein-like
Biological process (GO): skeletal system development; central nervous system development; glial cell differentiation
Cellular component (GO): perineuronal net; synapse
Molecular function (GO): calcium ion binding; hyaluronic acid binding
Source: RefSeq, a predicted model, not a curated record
AGAGCAUCCUGAGCCUCAGCUGCUGGACCUGGACUUACUGGACUUGGACCAGAACCACCAGGACUGAACUUAGAACCACAGAAGAAGAGACAGGGGAACAGGUGAACCAUGCUCAGGUGGGUGGUGCUGUUUUCCAUGGGGGUGGAGCUUAUGUGGGCUUCGUUUGAUUACGUCUAUGAGGAGCAGUCCUUCCUGGACCCCGAGGAUGUUCUGACAGUGACUGUUCCUCUGGAGGUUCCUCAGCGCCCCCUGCUGGGUUCAGCCAUCAUCCUGCCCUGUUUCUUCCAGGACCACACGGUCCCAGACCCUGGCGCCCCACUUAUCGCCCCCCUGUCUCAUCGCAUCAAAUGGAGCCUGGUUACCAAAGACAAGGUCACUACAGUCCUAGUGGCUCUGGAGGAUCAGAUCCGGAUUACAGAGAACUACCUGGACCGGGUCCAGCUGCUGGGAUACCCCGCAACCCCGACCGACGCCAGCAUACGGCUCUCAGAGCUCCGGUCCAGUGACUCCGGGGUUUAUCGAUGUGAAGUCCAACACGGCAUCGAGGACGACCACGACCUGGUCCACGUCCACGUCCAAGGUAUCGUGUUUCAUUACCGGCCAAUCAUGGGACGCUACAGUCUGACAUUCGAGAAGGCGAACGACGCCUGUUCUCAGAACAGUGCAGUGAUGGCGUCACCUGAGCAGCUGCAGGCGGCGUUCGACGAUGGGUUCCACCAAUGCGACGCUGGAUGGCUCUCCGACCAGACUGUCAGAUAUCCGAUCCAUGAUGUCCGUCUGAAUUGUUACGGCGACAAAGAUGAACUUCCUGGAGUUCGAACGUACGGCAUCAGAGACGUGAACGAGACAUACGAUGUCUACUGUUUCUCAGAGAAGAUGACGGGCAGAGUCUUCCAUGUGGCAUCUCCAGAGAAGUUCACUUUCCCGGAGGCUGUGGCAGCAUGCUCUGCCCACAGAGCUCACCUGGCGUCCACGGGGCAGCUGUACCUGGCCUGGCAGGGUGGGAUGGACGUGUGCAAUGCCGGCUGGCUCGGAGACCGCAGUGUCCGCUACCCCAUCAGUGUCCGCCGGCCGCAGUGUGGAGGUGGGCUGCUGGGGGUCCGGACCGUUUACCUGUUCACCAACCAGACUGGAUACCCGCCCCCCGAGUCCAGAUAUGACGCCUUUUGCUACACAGAGUUUCCUGAUGAUGAAGGUUCAGGCUCUGACGAAGAGGGAAGUGGUGGUGUUCUGAGUGUUUCCACGGUAACGCAGAGUCCGGAGGUGUUCUUCAAGAGGACGACCACAGAGAGCGAGGCUGUUGGAGAGCUGGAGAGUCAGCACCCCACUCACCCCACCUUUACAUUGGCUCCGCCCACUCCAAUCACCUUCACAGAGCUGGUGCCAUUGACUCCGCCCCCUGACCUAAUAGAGUCGAUUACCGCGCCGCCUGUUGUUGGCAGAGAGCCCGACGCCACCUUUGUGAUGCCCCCCACAGGUGUGGUAUUCCACUACCGACCCGGAUCGGGACGGUACUCCCUCACCUUCGUGGAGGCCCAGUUGGCCUGUCAAAGUGUUGGCGCCUCCAUGGCCUCAGCAGAGCAGCUGUAUGCGGCGUACGAGGCUGGAUACCAUCAGUGCGAUGCCGGAUGGGUCCUGGACCAGACCGUCAGAUAUCCCAUUGUUUCCCCUCGUGAGAGAUGUGCAGGAGAUCUGGGAGAAAAGCCUGGAGUUCGGUCGUAUGGACUCAGACCUGCAGAUGAAAAGUACGAUGUGUACUGUUACAUUGACAAACUCAGAGGUGAGCUGUUCCACCUGGGCUCAGCCGAGGGCUUCACCUUCAGCCAGGCAGUUUCAGGCUGUCUGCAGCAGAACGCCGUCCUGGCCUCCACCGCUGAACUCUACGCUGCUUGGAGGCGGGGCUUUGAUAAGUGUCGCGCCGGCUGGCUAAGUGAUCACAGCGUCCGUUAUCCUAUCAACAGCCCUCGUGCUCAGUGUGGGGGCGGAGCCAAAGGAGUGCACACUGUGUACGUUCACCCAAACCAGACUGGUUAUCCUGAAGACCACACCCUAUACGACGCCUACUGCAUCAGAGCUGAUCUCCAGCUUAUUGCAAAUGAAACUGGACUGAACAUCACAGACGUCCAGGAGGCUCUGAUCAACCUGACAUCCAUCACUGACCUGCUCAGGCCUCCUCUUCCUUCCAUUGCACCUCCUAUUCCAGUGGAGGCCUCAGGUUCUGGGUCAGGUUCAGUAGACUUUGGCUCAGGAUCUUCAGAGGGUAGUGCCUCUGGGGAGUAUUCUGGAGACCUUCGUGGUUCUGGAGACCUGUCUGGUUCUGGAGAGCUUCAUGGUUCUGGAGACCUGUCUGGUUCUGGAGACCUUCAUGGUUCUGGAGACCUGUCUGGUUCGGGAAACCUUCCUGGUUCGGGAAACCUUCCUGGUUCUGGAGACCUUCCUGGUUCUGGAGAGCUGGCUAGUGCUGGAGACCUUUCUGGAUCAGAUAGGUCUGGAUCAGGACUACAAGAAGCUGGAGAGGGGAGCGCUGGUGUCCUCAUCUUCCCAAAAUCUGGAUCUGGCUCUGAGGAGCUCAGUGGGAGCUGGGAACAGUCAGGGUCAGGCUCUGGAUCCGGUUUCAGCUCUGUGGAAAGCUCUUCAGAUUUACAGGACUUAUCUAGGUUCAGUGGGUUCUCAUCUUCUGGAAGUGUUCAGUCUGGAUCUGGACAUGUUCCGAUUAUCCUGAUUGAUGGAGAACUGAUUGAUGGAUCCUCUUUUGGGACCAGUCAGGAACUUGGUGGUGGUCUUCUGCACUUCAGCGGUUCUGGAGGUCUUUCAGGAUCGGGUCUCAGUGGGGACCUAAGCGGGUCAGGAUCUGGGUUCUUCUCUGGUGUGAACUUUGUGGACUCAGGGUUUACUGAUUUCACAGAGUCCUCGUCUGGAGAGCAGGAGGCCUCUGGGGUUCUGCUGUUUGGUUCUGGACUGGGGUCUGGAUCAGGAAAUUCAGAAUUUAUGUCUGGGUCUGGGUCAGGAUUCAUAUCUGUGUCUGGAUCAGGGACAUCAGAGCUUCUGUCUGGAUCUGGGUCUGGGUUUCUGUCUGGGUCUGGAUCACGUGAGGUCACGUUCCUGAGUGGAUCUUUCCUGACAGAAGUAUCUGGACGUUCUGCGGUCCCUGUGGAACUGGGACGGGGUUCUCUGGAGUCCAGCGGUGGUGGUUCCUCUGGGUCUGGUUCUGGUGCUUCCUCUGGUUCCCCUCUGCAGAUCAUGGUUCCCUCUACGUCCAUGAUGGAGGUGCUAACAGAGACCAUGUCAGAACCAGUGGACUCCACAGAGGGCACCACUGACAUCAAUGUGACCCCUGACCCCAUUCCUGUACCUGCAGGUCUGUUGGCUCCACCCACUGCAUCACCUGAGCAGCCUCCAGGUGCAUCAGAACACACAGGUGUUUUGGACCCAUGUGACCUUGACCCCUGUGGUGAUGCUGAAUGUACGGUGAAGGACGGACUGGCGGUGUGUCCUGAGGUAGAUGUGUGCCGUUCCAACCCUUGUUCCAAUGGCGCCACCUGUGUGGACCACGCAGACUCAUACACAUGUUUGUGUCUGCCCAGCUACGGAGGAAAACACUGUGAGAGCGAUGAGCAACAGUGUGAGGAUGGUUGGACAAAGUCCAGGGGAACUGUUACCGUCACUUCUCUGAGCGACAGGUUUGGGCUGGACGCUGAGCGGAGCUGCAGAGAUGUUGACGCCCACCUGGUCAGCAUCAUCACGCCUGAGGAGCAGAACUUUGUCAACGGCCACUCCCAGGACUACCAGUGGAUCGGACUCAACGACAAGGCGGUGGAGAAUGACUUCCGCUGGACGGACGCGCCACUGCAAUUUGAGAACUGGAGACCGAACCAACCGGACAACUACUUCAACUCUGGAGAAGACUGUGUGGUGAUGAUCUGGCACCAGAACGGACAGUGGAACGACGUGCCCUGCAACUACCACCUGCCCUUCACCUGCAAGAAAGGCCCAGUGUCAUGCGGUGUCCCUCCUGAUGUGCAGAAUGCUUACACAUUUGGUGUGAGGCAGAGCCAGUAUCCUGUCGGCGCUGUAAUCCGAUACCAGUGUCACCUAGGCUUCAGACAGCGCCACCUGCCUGUAGUUCGCUGUAAAGCAGAUGGUCAGUGGGAGGAGCCACAGGUGGAGUGUACAGAUGUCAAAUCCAGAUGGAAACAGAGAGGAUUGAAGACCGACGUCCGACAGAAACACAGAGCAGAUAAAUAUAAGGAUCCAAUGGACGCUCAGAGAAGGUGUCACAUGACCCCGUCUGCUCCUUUGCUGUAUGUGCUCAUGUUAAGUGUGUGGAACCAGGACGCCCCUAGUGGCCAAGGCCAUUCAUGACACUGACAGGCUGUGACUGUUUCCUGUUUAUUCACUGUUUAAUUCAGCCUCAGCAUUUAAAAACCAACACAAAUACAGGUCUUUAAUGAUGGUGCACAAGCAAAACUUCACUUUUGGUCUUUACUUCUUGAAUGUUUUAUGAUAAUUGUCAUGUUUUUACAUCUUCUCUUCAUCCUUGUUUGAUUGUUUUUUAAUUUGUCUUUUAAUUUGCACUUUUAUUGUUUUCAUCUUUGUUUGAAGAUGAAAAGGGUUGAGGUUUUAUUCUGACACUUACUGCAGCGCGGUGAAGCCGGUGAAUAGUCCACAUGAAGACCCAUGAAGACAGUGAUCUGUGUGUGGACGUCCAUUGUCCCUGUCCAGUAAGUCCAACCCACGGGUCCUUCAGUCCCAGUGUCUGUUGACCCUCGGCCACAGCUGCUCAUUCAACUCCUCCUGGUUUUCACUCUGUAUUUAUUUCUGUGCUUCUGAUAUUUGACGAGGUCAAAGGUCAGUUCAUGUUUAAUGUCUUCACUUCAGCUGAGAUGUUCAAAUGGCACAGCCAGUCAAGCCUUAAUCAUUACAUGUUCAAAUCAAACAGCAAAGAUUAUAUAUAUAUAUAUAUAUAUAUAUAAUA